Molecule: messenger RNA, 267 nt
Organism: Necator americanus (New World hookworm)
Lineage: Eukaryota; Metazoa; Nematoda; Chromadorea; Rhabditida; Ancylostomatidae
Exons: 1
Coding region: 1-267 (88 amino acids)
Source: RefSeq, a predicted model, not a curated record
AUGUUGCGUCCAUGUCGUUGUCACUACGUAGUGUUGGCUCUGCCCAUGAUGGUGAUGACUCCCCGCCGUGAACACUCACUUUUAAACGCUGCGUUUGCACAACUUUUCGAUGCAGAGAUCUUCCCAGUUGUGAUACGAUUUACUAGAGGACACAUUUUUGAGAUUAUCGACGAAAACACAAAGCACAGACCACAUAUCUCCGAAUCAGAGCCAGGAAGACGACCAGACUCAGCUUUUCCCGAUGAGGAAACUCUUUUUGCUGUAUGA